Molecule: messenger RNA, 2685 nt
Organism: Myripristis murdjan (pinecone soldierfish)
Lineage: Eukaryota; Metazoa; Chordata; Actinopteri; Holocentriformes; Holocentridae
Exons: 9
Coding region: 50-1402 (450 amino acids)
Source: RefSeq, a predicted model, not a curated record
GAAGAAGAAGAAGAAGAAGAAGAAGAAGAAGAAGAACCGGAAGGUCAGGAUGGACGUGAGCAUCGCUGUGUCGCUGAUCCGGGGUCAGAUGGGUGCGGUGGUGGAGCGUGCAGUGAACGUCGCCGUGGAGACGGUGCUGGCGGAGAUGCUGAAGGUGGUGGGUGUGAAGUUCGAGGAGCUGAAGGCACAGGUGAAGACGCUGCGGCGCGAUGUGGCGCUGAAGGACAAGGAGAACGACAAGAUGAGAACCACAUUGCGAUUGGCCGAGGCCCGGCUCAGGCACUACCAGAGAGUGGUGGAUCUGCACCUGCAGCACCGAGGCCCUGCCCCCGCCGACAGGAGCCAGCAGAGGACGGCCUCUGAGGGAGCGCCGCCCCGCCCAGGACCAGAGCCGUGCUCUGCAGAGCGAGACGCUCACAGGAAGGAGGACGAGGACUAUGAUUGGACCGUCAGCCUGCAGCUCCACACAGAGGCCAUGCACCUGCCACUGGACCCACCCCCUGCCCCGGAGCCAGGUCAAGUGUCGGCCUCGCCCCCUCUGUCCCCAGAUAGGUCGACGCAGGCGGACAGCUCCACCCUGCUGUGUGGAGUUCAGGUGAAACAGGAACAGCGGCAGGAGGAGGAGGAGGUGAUCUGUAUCAAGGAGGAGCCAGGGGAGGAACAGGAGGUGAUGACUGCCCUGCUGCUAGACUGCUCCGCUCAGCAGAGCCAGCUGCUGGGGGAGGGUCAGAGUUCAGCGUCUGACUGGGUGGAGUUUCCUGUUCGAACCCUCCCGGACCAGAGCCCCGCCCCCAGCUACUCCAUGGCCCAGGUGGCCCCGCCCCCCCUGCCCCAGGCCCCGCCCCCUGGCGUGGCGUCCCGCCCAGCAGGCCGUCCCUGGACCAAGGAGCUGAGUCUGUACGAGGAGUACAAGCUGCGCCGGAACGAGCUGCGGCGGCGAAGCCUCAGCAGACGCAGAGAGAUGGAGAAGACGCUGCCGCAGCCGCUGCUCGCUGACCUGGUCCGAGAGCGCAGAGAGAAAACCAGACUGAGAGUCGCCAGGUGGAGAGCAAAGAGGAAACUGCAGGCGUGCCUCAGCCAGGCCCAGGCUCCAGGGGGCGCCGUGUUUCCUGUCAGCAGCCAGCAGCUCUCAGCUUCCUGCGGGUCAGUCUCUGGCGGGCAGCCGCGGCGCCCGGUGCUGCCGCAGUGCAGCGGCUUCCUCAUCAACAACAGCCUGCCUGCUGGCCUGCCCUUCAUCACCCCCUCUGCCUCCUCCUCCUCCUCCUCGCUGCUCCUGGGAGCUCACGGCGUGGCCGAACACGCCUCUCAGCACGCCGUGACAUCGUCGUCCUGCUCCUCCUACCCGCAGGUCAGCCUAUCACAACAGAGCUCGUCUCUGACGGACGCUGAUGUCUUCCAGUGAGUCUUCUCCUCAGUGCUUCGUUGUUCCCGUGGUGAUGCGUCAGGUCAGGUGUCUUACCUUAUGAUGCGUUCAGUUCCACCUCAGAAAUGUGUAACUCAGCUGACAGGUUGUAGUUUGCUGUUGUCCCAGCAGCAGUGAACACCUCAUGUCACGUUGUGUUCGCUGUCCGGUUGGGUGGAAGAGCCACUGAAAGCUAAAUAUCACUACAAACCCUGCAAAUCCCUUGACCUCUGACCUCCAGCUGUGUGAAUGAAAAUGGGUUCUCUGAACUGACUGGAAAGCUGAGACUCUUGUGGAUUCAAUGAGCCACAUUUGAUUCAUGUGUGAUGAUGUUGGCCCCCAUAGCAGCCAUUUCACUGCAGGCGGUCUCUGGACGACUCAGAGACGUCCAGUUUGCUCUGUGAUUUUUUUUUUCUGUUUCAGAAUUUAGUCGCCACACAGCGUUUCCAUUUUCCAUCUGCAUUGAGUGCCGCCAUUCAUUUGUGCAAUGUAACCUGGUCAGGUGAUUGACUCGUUAAGCCCCACCCACUCAUAGGAAAACAUUCAGCUGUCUGCUCCUAAUGUAAUUUCUUAACUCUCCUUUUUUUUGGAAAAAAAAAACACAAAAAAAACACCUUUUAGAAAACUGCACAUCUAAAUGCAGAAGCUUCUCCAGGAAGAUGAACGUUGUUUUAUGUUUGUCAGACUGUCCGGACGUCCUGCAGCUCAUGCUGAAGGUUCUGGAUGUUUGAUGUGUGAGCAGAUCUGAGAUCCAGCAGUUGGGUUCCAUAAAUAUGUUAGACUCCGCCCCCUUCCGAGAUGGCGCCCCUCAGCCUCGUAGAGCAGCGUCCCGUUGUAACGAGGCCGUCCGGUCCUUGUGGCUCAAAGCGUCUCUCCCUGGUAGGCUCCGCCCCUCAAGGCUAUAUGCACCACAAGGUGGCGCUGUGGUUAGGGUUAUCGAUCAGGUCAAGAGUAAAGAACGAUGUAAUCAAAGAAUUUUGUUGAUUGAUUUGUUGAUUGAACAGCACUCAUCACUGUCAGCGACCAAUCAGAAAAAGAAGGGGUGGGACAGAAAUGUGGGAGGAGCUUAGUCAUAGCAGUGUGUGUGUGUGUGUGUGUGUGUGUGUGUGUGUGUGUGUGUUUGUUUCUGAAACUGAACUGAUGUUUGAAUUUGAAGCCAGAUGUGUAAAAUCUGUUGAGUUCAUAUUCACUGUAAAUAAAUGUUUAAUAUUGUUGAAUGAGUCAAUGUGCUGAUGUCAGUUUCUGUUUGUUCUCAGAUCAAAUAAAGCCUCUGUCUCACCUGA